AUUGCUUCGGGGAGUGACGCAGAGAGGAUACUGAUGCUCGAAUACUUUUCCGUUAAAUUAAUUGAAUUUCGGACAAUUUGGAAGAAUCGACGCGUUUCUCCGCUCUUGGACUUUUACGAUUUCGAGGCUACGUACCAGACUGAGUAAAUGUAAAAGCGACGGCUCCAAAAAGCCCUCUUUAUGUCGAUAUUGGUGUGGUGUCGCUGCUAGGGGAAGAAAAAAAAGAUGCCGCAGCCGAAAUCUCGAAAAAUUGCCGUCCUGGGCUACAGAUCUGUGGGGAAGUCCUCACUGACAAUACAGUUUGUGGAGGGCCAGUUUGUGGACUCAUAUGAUCCAACCAUAGAAAACACAUUUACUAAAAUGAUCACAGUCAAUGGCCAAGAGUACCAUCUGCAGCUGGUCGACACAGCAGGGCAGGAUGAAUACUCCAUUUUCCCUCAAACAUAUUCCAUAGAUAUCAAUGGUUACAUUUUGGUGUAUUCAGUCACCUCAAAUAAAAGUUUUGAAGUAGUAAAAGUUAUUCAUGAAAAAUUGUUGGAUAUGGUGGGUAAAGUACAAGUACCCAUAAUGCUGGUGGGAAAUAAAAAAGACCUACACAUGGAGCGUGUUAUCAGUUGUGAAGAAGGCAAAGCGUUGGCAGAAUCAUGGAACGCAGCGUUCAUGGAGUCCUCUGCAAAAGAGAACCAGACCGCAGUGGAGGUGUUCAAGAGGAUAAUCUUAGAGGCUGAGAAGAUGGACGGUGGAGUCCCCCAAGGGCGGACACCCUGCUUGCUGAUGUAGAUACCCCCCUCCCUGACUACCCUCGCCCUCUUCCCACUGCCUGCCCUGACCACCGGAGGACACACACCGACCUUUCUGGCGAACAGUUGUCAAACAAUCCCAUGGUUAGGGUGAAAUACUUGAGUUUUUUGGCCUAGGUUAUGAUGAGGGUUUAGUGGUUUAGAUUUUAGGAGAUUAAGGGUUAGGGUUAAGCACAGCUAAUGGUAAAUGUUCACCAGAAAAGUCUGUUUGGAGUCCACCCUCCCGCAGCCACCCCGCCCCUUACCACAACACUGGACACUGGGAAAUCCCUCUACUUGAAGUGGCUAACUGCCUGUUUUCCUCCAUAAAAAUGUUGACUUUUUUCCUUUUAACUUCCUUUUUUAUACUUCAUUUCAUUUUAAUUUUUUUCUGUUAUGUAUUUUUUUUUAAUAUUCUUUUGAAAAAUACAGAGAAGCCCUCAGUGACACUGUAGGAAUAAACACCAUCAUGCCCCUCUGUCUGUUAUUCUCUGCUUACUGUUCUCUCUUCUUCCAGCCAUCCCUACUUCUCCACUACAAACCAAACCUGGUGAAAUAUCAAGCCUUACUUCCCUGCCUUUCGGCUCCCCUCAUCUCUUUUGUACCUGCCUCUUUCCUCCUGAACCCUUAUGAAUUUGUAUAUUGUAUUUCUUAAACAGUAAUUAUGGCCAAUAAAGUUUCCAGCAUUCAUUCUCCUCAGUAAUGAAUGAUGUCUAACUUUUUUGAUUGUAAACAUUAAACGCAGCAUUUUGUUUCACUACA
Colossoma macropomum (tambaqui) is the source of this 1541-nucleotide messenger RNA. RefSeq names its product Ras homolog, mTORC1 binding (gene rheb). The transcript is spliced from 8 exons. NCBI's taxonomy places the organism in Eukaryota, Metazoa, Chordata, Actinopteri, Characiformes, Serrasalmidae. The record is from RefSeq and is a predicted model, not a curated record. Gene Ontology annotation, cellular component: plasma membrane. Gene Ontology annotation, molecular function: GDP binding; GTP binding; GTPase activity. Bases 226 to 780 code for a protein of 184 amino acids. Gene Ontology annotation, biological process: small GTPase-mediated signal transduction.